UCCUCCCAUCAUGCAUCACGUCUAGGAGACCAAAGGAGGUAACCUGGGAACGAAAACACUCUAAUAUCACUUUCAAAAGACUGGAAAUCAACUUUUUAUGUAUUUAAAUGCAGAGAAGAAACACACAUUCAUAGCAGACGUCAACCGCGAACGUUGUAUGGAUGCUAUUAAGAGCCUAUUUCGGAGAGUGAAUCAUAAUAAAGAAGAAUGGAGAAGGAACAACACAACACUGUCGUCUUCAAUGUCUCGAAGAGAGAGCUGUUUAAUACGAAUAAUGGAUACAAAACCAUGCAGAAAAGACUAAGAGCUCAAUGGAAAAUCCAAAGUUUGAAGGAAGAACUGUCUCUGGAGAAGCUGAAGGGUGUCAAACUGUGGAUAACUGCAGGUCCCAGGGAGAAGUUCACAGCAUCAGAGCUGGAGGUGCUGAAGCACUACCUGGACGCAGGAGGAAACGUCCUGGUCAUGCUCGGGGAAGGAGGAGAAAUGAAAUAUGAUACUAACAUCAACUUUCUUCUGGAGGAGUUUGGGAUAAUGGUCAACAACGAUGCUGUUGUGAGGAAUGUGUAUUACAAAUACUUCCACCCUAAGGAGGCGCUUGUGUCCAAUGGUGUGCUGAACAGAGAGAUCAGUCGAGCUGCUGGAAAAGUGGUCACAGGCAGCAUCGAAGAUGAAAAAGUUGGAAACAAUGCACAGGCUCUCACAUUUGUGUAUCCGUACGGAGCCACACUGAGCGUGAUAAAGCCCGCUGUGGCUCUGCUCUCAACGGGCUCCGUCUGCUUCCCCCUCAACAGACCCGUCCUGGCCUUCCAUCAAGGAAAGGAGGCUGGCAAACUGGUAGUGUUGGGCUCCUGCCACAUGUUCAGUGACCAGUACAUAGACAAAGAGGAGAACAGUAAAAUCAUGGAUGUCUUGCUCCAGUUGCUCAUGGCCGAUAAUAUUCAGCUGAAUCAAAUCGAUGCAGAAGACCCAGAGAUCACAGAUUACACCAUGUUGCCGGACACGGGGUGUUUGUCAGAUCAGCUCAGAGUGUGUUUACAGGAGGGCGAUGAAACCCCCCGGGACUUCACCUCGCUCUUUGAUAUGUCUUUGUUCAAUUUGUCAACUGACACCUUACCCCAAGUCAUCAGUGCUUACAAGCAGCUUAAUGUCAAAGACGAGCCUCUUCAGCUGAUCACGCCGCAGUUUGAGACGCCGCUGCCUCAGCUCCAACCCGCUGUCUUUCCACCUGCCUUAAGCGACUUGCCUCCCCCGAUGCUUGACCUGUUCGACUUGGAUGAAACGUUCUCUUCGGAGAAAGUGCGCCUAGCACAGCUCACCAAUAAAUGUACGGAUGACGACCUGGAAUUCUACGUGCGGAAAUGCGGGGAAAUUCUGGGUGUGACUCCAAAGCUGGAUAAAGAGCAGAGGGAUGCCAAGCACAUCCUGGAACACAUUUUCUUCCAGGUGGUAGAGUUCAAGAAACUCAAUCAGGAGCAUGAUGCCGACACAGACACGCCUUUCACUCCGUUGUGAUUGGAUUCAAGAUAUUCCAUCUCUGCCUUUCAACACUCUGUCACAUGACCAAGCUGAUGAGUUCAGGAACAAAAGGGGGACCAUAGUAGUGGUCUAUCAACUAGGUACAGAUGUGUUUAAGAUAUUGUAUAAAGAUAUUUUUAUAACUUUCCACUGCAUUUCAUUUUGAAAAAAAACACUUCAAAGCAAAUAAAGUCAUGGAUACAUUUAUUUAAUUGUAAUCUUUAAAAACAUUGUAAAUAAGACACAGGGCUCUCAUAAAUCCCCACACAUGGAUCCUGUAAAAGAAAGAAUUUGAAAAGUUGAACAUGGAUUUGUAUGAAUAUUAAAAGUUAUUAUCCAAACUGAGCAUCUUACCUUCACAUAAUCCUCAAUGGAGCAGAAGAGACAGCCAUGUGCAGAUAAAAACCAAGUGUGUGUUCACUGAAGGACUUUCUGGGCCACAUCAGGGGGAAACAUCGGCUCCUGGAGGUUGCGUUUGGGGUUUUGGACUCCAUGUUGCCUCCAGAGCACUGCACUCCAUGAUGGAUCUCGGACUAUUGUUUUCAGGUGUAAUACCGGACACAUCCCAGGACAUUCGAGAGAGAGUGAGGUCGCUGUACGACUGGUCCAACACAGCGAGCUGUUUCUUCUUCUUCAGAAGCAGCUCGUAGGGAGUGGAGGACUUUCCCUGCAGAGGCACGGCCAGGUAACAGCUGUCAGAUUCUUGAGCGUUGGUCGGAGCCAGAGAGGGAGAAAUGGGGUCCGAGGAGAGGCAGAGAGAAGCCGGGAUGGACAGCCGGGGGUCAAAUCCGUCAGCAAGUGUGUCAGCAGACAGCCCACUCUGUUCCCCUAAAAACUUCCUGUCCAGCUCUAGUGGAGAUAGACACUCGAAGCUUUUCAUAUCUUGGAGGAAAUGUUUGAUUUAGAAUCUCAUCAUCUGAUCAGAAUGUACCUUGAGAAUAAAAAGCAGUUUUCUUACCUUUGA
Molecule: messenger RNA, 2479 nt
Organism: Gymnodraco acuticeps
Lineage: Eukaryota; Metazoa; Chordata; Actinopteri; Perciformes; Bathydraconidae
Gene: ift52
Product: intraflagellar transport 52 homolog (Chlamydomonas)
Exons: 14
Coding region: 208-1512 (434 amino acids)
Biological process (GO): intraciliary transport; cilium assembly
Cellular component (GO): centriole; intraciliary transport particle B; cilium
Source: RefSeq, a predicted model, not a curated record